CAUAUAUCUACUCGUACACUUUGAUUAUACAGUGUUGUUUAGCCUUUCACCGGUGGAAGUUUUGUCCAUUCACAGAGUUCACCUUAAGCACAUAAGAAAUUGACCUUUCGAAAAUUUUUAGAAUUGUCAGUCAUUCCUUUGAAAAUUAUGAUGGAUGGUGUUUAGAAGACUUGAAAGCUCUUACAGCCUCAACAUAGCCAAAAUGGAGAUGAUUAUUAGUUAAACGGCCAAGUAGUACAGCUGUACAAUCGAUCAGAAAAAUGGACAACAACACGUACUCUCUUGGUAGCUGCUAUCCAUUUGAUUCGGUUUGGAGGUACAAGCAAGACUUGCACACGUCCUGUAUAUUUGCGUGCGUUCUUGAAGUCAUUUUUCUUGUGCCRAUAACUAUUGAGAACUUCCUAGUMAUUGUAGGAAUUUGCAAAACACGYUCUCUWCAUUCGCCUGCAAACUUUCUGAUCUGUGCUUUAGCGUUUUCAGAUCUUGGUGUUGGAAUCUUGGCCCUUCCAUUUCAUCUCGCCUGGAAAGGCUUCUUGCUUGGUAACAUGUAUAGUUCUUGGUGCAUUUCGAUUAAGAUUGCAUAUGGUGUAGGWGUUCUUCUUGCCGCAGUGUCAUUACUGACAAUCACUGCUAUUAGUAUUGAGAGAACAGUUGCUCUUUACAUGGCCUUGCGAUACGAACUUGUAGCUACAAACAACAAGAUCUUUUUAUUCACUGUCAUCACUUGGAUCUCGAUGGCUCUGUUUUCUUUGAUCCAGUUCUACGACCUACCGUCUUAUCGAAUAACUGCUGCAUUUAUUUCGUUUGUAUGCUUUUCUAUCAGUUCUCUWUGUUGUUUUAAAAUCUACCAAGUUGUACGUCAUCAUAGAACUCAAAUAGAUAUACAAGAAAACGCUUCGGAGUACUAUAGUACMAAUAUUCCGACGCAAAAUAGCKCAAAAUCCAACAUGAAGGAAAGGAAAAGGUCAUCYGCGUCCAUGCUUUGUUUGUAYGGGUUAUUCUUACUAUGUUACACUCCAUACAUAGGAGUUCAGUUAGUUUUACUAGUUGGUGUAGAUAACUUCAUUGUGCAUGCAUCAGAAAUAAUUACAGUUAGUAUAGUUUUCAUUAAUUCUGUUCUAAAUCCUUUACUUUAUUGCUGGAGAAUGAGGGAAAUAAGAMGAGCCAUGAUGUCGGCUAUUCCCUGCUCGUUAAAACGAAUAGUUCCUAAUAUUACAGUCAACAGCCGAGUCUAUAAUAGCCAAGCAAGGAAAAACAACWUUAGGAGGGCAACUGGGAUGUCUGACAACAUGUUUGAUCACAAUAAUGUCAGCUCUCUUCGAGUUGACGGUGCUGUCAAAUGAAUCAAACAUAGGAAGUAGKAAYRCACCGUGGACAUUGGAUGAAGAAGAGGAAUCAACAAAAAGGGACUCGUAGCUAAUGAACACGAUUGACUUUCGUAAAUAACUGGAAUUAAUAAAAGUAAAAGAUAGAGCAGAGCAGUAAUACAGAUCAUAAAAUAUGCCCAUUGACAUUUCCGAACUGAAUAUCACGAUCAAGAUAUGUGAAUCAAAUUUGACAUGUUGGAUGAAUAAGAUCUACACGAGUUUUAGAGUUCAAUCUGAUUUUCUUCGGGAGCUCCUUUGACUUAUGAAGCCGGACUUGAACUUAUUUUGUUAUUGAGAUUAUUCACUAGCUUAUAGCACGAUCGUGUCACAAGAAUGUCAUCCCAUAUCCUAAGCUUCCAUGUAACUAUUGGCUUAUGAUAAUUAUAGAUACAAAAUGUUUGAWAGAAAUAAUAUCCUUGGAUUAGGACAGAAAACCUUACAAAAACACGUAAUACAUGAAAAAUUAAGCACAGAAAGAAAAAAAGGAACUAUAUUUAUAUGUUUACAAAGUCAUUUGUAAGAUGCCUCACAAUUGCGUAAAGUAAAUAGUCGUCUAACUUCAGUA
This is a messenger RNA of Exaiptasia diaphana, 1932 nucleotides long. Its product is annotated as melanocyte-stimulating hormone receptor-like. Gene Ontology annotation, biological process: G protein-coupled receptor signaling pathway. Bases 261 to 1343 code for a protein of 360 amino acids. The record is from RefSeq and is a predicted model, not a curated record. The transcript has a single exon. NCBI's taxonomy places the organism in Eukaryota, Metazoa, Cnidaria, Anthozoa, Actiniaria, Aiptasiidae. Gene Ontology annotation, cellular component: membrane. Gene Ontology annotation, molecular function: melanocortin receptor activity.